AUGUCCGUCAUGUUGUCAACACCAUCGCGAGCCUCGACGGCAUCCUCGUCAUCUUACCAACCCAUUUCACGUCAGAACACCAUGUCGUCCUACGAUGGCACGCGGUCAGCCCGCCAGUCCAAGCGGUACUCCAUGUCCGCACUAUACAUGUCCAUGUCGGCAAACGAGACAGAUCUCGAGAUAGAGGAUGAGCUGGCAAAAGCUCAAAAGACGCUACGCGAUUUGAAAUCCAAAAUCUCGUCCCAGUCCAAGAAGAAUUUCGUCCUCGAAAAAGACGUACGCUACCUCGACUCACGAAUCGCUCUUUUGAUUCAAAACCGAAUGGCCCUGGAGGAACAAAAUGAGGUGGCAAGCCAUUUGGAGGACGCCACCGAGCUACAGGAGGGUGCUUUUCCAAACGACGACAAGACUCAGAAAUACGGAAACCUGAUGUUCUUGCUGCAGUCCGAGCCCAGGCACAUUGCGCAUUUGUGCCGACUCGUCUCCAUGUCCGAGAUUGAUUCGCUGCUGCAAACCGUCAUGUUCACCAUCUAUGGAAACCAGUACGAGAGUCGCGAGGAGCAUCUUUUGUUGACCAUGUUUCAGUCUGUCUUGACAUACCAAUUUGACUCUACGCCCGAAUACUCGUCGCUACUGCGAGCCAACACACCGGUAUCGCGAAUGAUGACAACUUAUACCCGAAGAGGUCCCGGACAGAGCUUUCUCCGGUCGGUUUUGGCCGAUAGAAUCAACAGCCUGAUUGAACUAAAGGAUCUCGACCUGGAAAUCAACCCUCUCAAAGUCUACGAACGCAUGUGCGAGCAAAUCGAGGAGGAUACCGGCAGCUUGCCUCCGUCCUUGCCUAGAGGUAUCACGGCGGAACAGGCGGCCGAGAACUCACAGGUCCAGGCCAUCAUCGAGCCAAGGUUAACCAUGCUUACCGAGAUCGCCAGUGGUUUCUUGAACACGAUCAUCGAGGGGCUGGACGAGGCUCCGUACGGUAUUCGGUGGAUCUGCAAGCAGAUUCGAAGUCUCACCAAGAGAAAGUAUCCCGACGCCAAUGAUCAGGUCAUUUGUACAUUGAUUGGUGGAUUCUUUUUCCUUCGCUUCAUCAAUCCGGCCAUUGUGACGCCAAAGUCAUACAUGCUCAUUGAUGGGGUCCCGGCCGAGAAACCGCGGAGAACAUUGACACUCAUUGCAAAGAUGCUACAGAAUCUUGCAAACAAGCCAUCAUAUGCCAAGGAGCCAUACAUGGCAAAACUGCAACCAUUCAUCCAGCUGAACAAGGACCGGGUCAACAAAUUCAUGCUGGAUCUUUGCGAGGUGCAAGACUUUUACGAAAGCCUGGAGAUGGAUAGCUACGUCGCCUUGUCCAAAAAGGAUCUCGAAUUGUCCAUCACCUUGAACGAAGUCUACGCCAUGCACGGAUUAAUUGAGAAGCACACCGGGGAACUCUGUAAGGACGAGAACUCGCAUCUAUCUCAAAUCAUGUCUGAGCUUGGCAAGGCGCCGCCCCAAGUGCCACGCAAGGAAAACCGAGCAAUCAACCUGCCGCUCUUCAGUCGUUGGGAAACAGCCAUUGACAAUCUGACGGCUGCUCUUGAUAUCACCCAAGAGGAGAUUUUCUUUAUGGAAGCCAAGUCCAUUUUCGUCCAAGUCAUGCGAUCAAUACCUGCCAAUAGCUCAGUUGCUCGGCGGCCACUGCGGCUUGAGAGGAUCGCCGAUGCAUCUGCCACGUCAAAGAACGAUGCCGUCAUGGUGAGAAAGGGCAUCAGGGCCAUGGAGCUGCUCAGCCAGCUGCAGGAAAUGAAGGUCAUUGACAAGUCGGACGGCUUUAGCCUUUUGCGAGAUGAGGUUGAGCAAGAGUUGCAACACCUCGGCUCUCUGAAGGAUGGAGUCAUUCUCGAAACAUCCAAGCUGGAGGAAGUCUACAAGACGAUUCGCGACCAUAACUCUUAUCUUGUUGGACAGCUUGAGACGUACAAAAGUUACUUGCACAAUGUUCGUAGCCAGUCUGAGGGAACUCGACGCAAACAACAAAAGCAACAAGUGCUUGGUCCGUACAAAUUUACCCACCAGCAGCUGGAGAAGGAGGGUGUCAUCCAGAAGAGCAAUGUUCCGGACAAUAGGAGAGCCAACAUCUACUUCAAUUUCACCAGUCCGCUACCAGGAACAUUUGUCAUUUCACUACACUACAAGGGUCGGAACCGUGGUCUGCUCGAGCUGGACCUCAAACUGGACGAUCUGCUCGAGAUGCAGAAGGAUGGACAAGAUGAUUUGGAUCUCGAAUACGUCCAGUUCAACGUACCAAAAGUGCUGACCCUCCUCAACAAGCGCUUCGCACGGAAAAAGGGAUGGUAG
Messenger RNA from Pestalotiopsis fici W106-1, 2340 nucleotides. RefSeq lists its product as uncharacterized. The transcript has 3 exons. The record is from RefSeq and is a predicted model, not a curated record. NCBI's taxonomy places the organism in Eukaryota, Fungi, Ascomycota, Sordariomycetes, Amphisphaeriales, Sporocadaceae. Bases 1 to 2340 code for a protein of 779 amino acids. Gene Ontology annotation, cellular component: cell cortex. Gene Ontology annotation, molecular function: GTPase activator activity; protein binding. Gene Ontology annotation, biological process: regulation of GTPase activity; regulation of actin cytoskeleton organization.